GUGGAAAUAGGGGAAGGGGUCAGAUUUAUCCUGAUGGUAGCAAAAGUAACAAUACAGUUUAUAAUGCUACGGCAGGAGGGAUAAUAAGCAAAAUUUUACGAAAAGAAAAAGGGGGAUACGAAAUAACCAUAGUGGAUGCAUCGAAUGAACGCCAAGUAAUCGAUAUUAUCCCUCGAGGCCUAGAACUUCUUGUUUCAGAGGGCGAAUCCAUUAAACUCGAUCAACCAUUAACGAGUAAUCCUAAUGUGGGUGGAUUUGGUCAAGGGGAUGCGGAAAUA
Messenger RNA from Eruca vesicaria subsp. sativa (arugula), 278 nucleotides. Lineage: Eukaryota; Viridiplantae; Streptophyta; Magnoliopsida; Brassicales; Brassicaceae. The record is from the annotation of a GenBank genome assembly.